Molecule: messenger RNA, 1698 nt
Organism: Salvia hispanica
Lineage: Eukaryota; Viridiplantae; Streptophyta; Magnoliopsida; Lamiales; Lamiaceae
Product: OVARIAN TUMOR DOMAIN-containing deubiquitinating enzyme 12-like
Biological process (GO): protein deubiquitination
Molecular function (GO): cysteine-type deubiquitinase activity
Source: RefSeq, a predicted model, not a curated record
GGAAUUGAGACCCCAAAACUGAGAUUCCAAUUCCAUUGUCUUCUCUCACUCUCUCUCCAGACAGCAAUUCAAUUCACCUCGUGACAUGACACCCCACCCCCCGAAAUUCACGACAUUUUCUCACUCAAUCCCAUUAUUUCCUCACCUUAUAUAAUCAUCAUUACUUCUUCCUUCCUAUCUCUCAAUUCCCAGACUCAAUGUGCCAUCUCUGGAGCGUUAUGUCUAUAUGGUAACGGCGUUCAUGCUGAUUUCCACCAUCACUCAGGGCUCAAUAUAUAUUUUGCAUUUAGCAUGAUCACAUACGACCAAGAUCCGGAUGUUAUACGCUGGGGACUCGAGCUCUUUGAUGGAGAUCCUUAUUCUAAUUUUGGAUAUUGUGGUUCCAUCUCCCAACAUAACACGGAUUGCUAUCCGGGGCAAUAUUUGAAAGGGUAUCAGUAUGAGGCAGACUGCAAUUAUGCAGGAGACCAGAACCUUAAUGUAGACAGCCUUCACGAACAACUAUCACAACUUUCAGUGACUGAACCAAUCAAGCCCUACCAAGAUGGCAUGGAGCACCAAACGUCGUUUUGUUCACAGGAUUGGUACCCGCAUUCAUUGGGGAACUACAACUAUGUUGUCGACGGAUAUGAUGGUCAACAAGAAGAAGAAACUGUUUUGGGAAUUCCGGCUUCGUGUUGUAGCCCUGGAGAUGAAUUGUACUGCGAUGAAGAGUGGUCGAGUUCACUAGAACUAAUGGAUGAGCAUGCUUUUGAUGGCGAAGUAGGCAAAAGAUUGAACCAGAUGGUUUCUAUUCCUCACAUUCCAAAAAUUAACGGCGAAAUACCCUCAGUAGAUGAAGCAACUUUAGAUCAUCAAAGGCUUCUGGACAGAUUACAGGUCUAUGAACUGGUUGAAUUCAAGGUUCAAGGAGAUGGUAACUGCCAGUUCCGAGCUCUGUCAGACCAAUUUUAUCGUACUCCUGAGCAUCACAAAUUUGUCCGGGAGCAGAUUGUAAACCAGCUUAGGUCUCUCCCAGAGAUCUACGAGGGAUAUGUGCCCAUGGCUUAUGACCAAUAUCUGAUAAAGAUGAAAAAGAACGGGGAGUGGGGAGAUCAUGUCACGUUGCAAGCUGCUGCAGAUUCCUAUGGUAUCAAGAUAUUUGUCAUAACAUCGUUCAAGGAUACCUGUUACAUUGAGAUUCUCCCGAACAUUCAAAAGUCGGAAAGAGUUAUUUUCCUUAGCUUCUGGUCCGAGGUUCAUUACAACUCGAUAUAUCCUGCUGGAGAUUGCCCCAGGUUUCGGACGAAGAAGAAGAAGAGGUGGCAGGCUGCUCAACACGAGCACGUUGAGUUACCAGAAGACUAUAACUGAUGAAUGCAAUGGCAAUAGCUAGGCACCUCAAGUUAACUUUAAUAUGGACUUAUUGGUGUUACUUGAUGACCCGAUGAUCCGGAAUAAGCAGCUCGUCUGCAGGCGAAAGAGCUUGGGGCCACUGCUAACCACCAACUCUAUUAUCGACUAUCUCUACCAAGGCAACAAGAGCUGAUUCUUUCUGAAUAAAAUGAAAUCUGAGAGAGUGAAAAUUUUCUCUUGAUGACCAUCUUUUCUGUUGAUCUAUGAACCUUUUUAUAUUUAGUUGAUGCAGUUUUAUUAGAGAGGCAGGAAACAUAUCAUGGAACUUUCCAUUUUUUACUUGCCAACAUGGAUAAUUCCUUA